Molecule: messenger RNA, 3322 nt
Organism: Microtus oregoni (creeping vole)
Lineage: Eukaryota; Metazoa; Chordata; Mammalia; Rodentia; Cricetidae
Product: short transient receptor potential channel 5-like
Exons: 10
Coding region: 1-2925 (974 amino acids)
Biological process (GO): calcium ion transmembrane transport; regulation of cytosolic calcium ion concentration; manganese ion transport
Cellular component (GO): cation channel complex; membrane
Molecular function (GO): store-operated calcium channel activity; inositol 1,4,5 trisphosphate binding; protein binding
Source: RefSeq, a predicted model, not a curated record
AUGGCCCAGCUGUACUACAAGAAGGUCAAUUACUCACCUUACAGAGACCGCAUUCCCCUGCAAAUCAUGAGGGCUGAGACGGAGCUCUCUGCUGAGGAGAAGGCCUUCCUUAGUGCCGUGGAGAAGGGGGACUAUGGCACCGUGAAGCAGGCACUGCAGGAGGCUGAGAUCUACUACAAUGUCAACAUCAACUGCGUGGAUCCUUUGGGCAGGAACGCCCUGCUCAUUGCCAUCGAGAACGAGACCUUGGAGAUCAUGGAGCUACUGCUGAACCAUAGCGUGUAUGUGGGCGAUGCAUUGCUCUAUGCCAUCCGCAAGGAAGUGGUGGGCGCUGUGGAGCUUCUGCUUAGCUACAGGAAGCCCGGUAGAGAGAAGCAGAUACCCACUCUGCUGAUGGACACCCAGUUCUCUGAGUUCACACCAGACAUCACUCCCAUCAUGUUGGCCGCCCACACCAACAACUAUGAAAUCAUCAAAUUGCUCGUCCAAAAGCGGGUCACUAUUCCACGGCCCCACCAAACCCGCUGCAACUGUGUGGAGUGUGUGUCCAGCUCAGAGGUAGACAGCCUGCGCCAUUCAAGGUCCCGACUGAACAUCUACAAGGCUCUGGCAAGCCCCUCACUGAUUGCCUUAUCAAGCGAGGACCCCAUCCUCACUGCCUUCCGGCUGGGCUGGGAACUCAAUGAGCUAAGCAAGGUGGAAAAUGAGUUCAAGGCCGAGUAUGAGGAGCUCUCCCAGCAAUGUAAGCUCUUUGCCAAGGACCUGCUAGACCAAGCACGCAGCUCCCGAGAACUAGAGAUCAUCCUCAACCAUCGAGAUGACCACAGUGAAGACCUUGACCCACAGAAGUACCAUGACCUAGCCAAGCUUAAGGUGGCAAUCAAAUAUCACCAGAAAGAGUUUGUUGCUCAGCCAAACUGCCAACAAUUGCUUGCCACCUUGUGGUAUGAUGGCUUCCCUGGAUGGCGGAGAAAGCACUGGGUAGUCAAGCUUGUGACCUGUAUGACCAUUGGCUUCCUGUUUCCUAUGCUGUCUAUUGCCUAUCUGAUCUCACCCAGGAGCAACCUUGGGCUCUUCAUCAAGAAGCCCUUUAUCAAGUUCAUCUGCCACACAGCUUCCUAUCUGACCUUCCUCUUCAUGCUCCUCCUGGCCUCUCAGCAUAUCGUCAGGACAGACCUCCAUGUACAAGGGCCUCCCCCAACUAUUGUGGAAUGGAUGAUUCUGCCUUGGGUUCUAGGUUUUAUUUGGGGGGAGAUAAAGGAAAUGUGGGAUGGUGGAUUCACGGAAUACAUCCAUGAUUGGUGGAACUUAAUGGACUUUGCAAUGAACUCCCUCUACCUGGCAACUAUUUCCUUGAAGAUUGUGGCCUAUGUCAAGUAUAAUGGUUCUCGUCCAAGGGAGGAAUGGGAAAUGUGGCACCCGACUCUGAUUGCAGAGGCGCUCUUUGCAAUAUCCAACAUUUUAAGUUCCUUGCGUCUCAUAUCCUUGUUCACAGCCAACUCCCACUUAGGGCCUCUGCAGAUCUCUUUGGGACGCAUGCUGCUCGAUAUACUCAAAUUCCUCUUUAUCUACUGCCUAGUACUGCUGGCUUUUGCCAAUGGACUGAACCAGCUUUAUUUUUACUAUGAGACCAAAGCUAUCGAUGAACCUAACAACUGCAAGGGGAUCCGGUGUGAGAGACAGAACAACGCCUUCUCCACGCUCUUUGAAACCCUCCAGUCACUCUUCUGGUCUGUAUUUGGCCUUUUAAAUCUCUAUGUCACUAAUGUGAAGGCCAGGCACGAGUUCACCGAGUUUGUGGGAGCUACUAUGUUUGGAACAUACAAUGUGAUCUCUCUGGUAGUGCUGCUGAACAUGCUCAUUGCCAUGAUGAAUAACUCCUACCAGCUUAUUGCCGAUCAUGCUGACAUUGAGUGGAAAUUUGCAAGAACAAAGCUAUGGAUGAGUUACUUUGAUGAAGGUGGUACCUUGCCACCUCCUUUCAACAUUAUCCCCAGUCCCAAAUCAUUUAUGUAUCUUGGCAAUUGGUUCAAUAACACCUUCUGUCCAAAAAGAGACCCUGAUGGAAGACGGAGACACAACUUGAGAAGCUUCACAGAGCGCCAUGCUGAUAGCCUGGUCCAAAAUCAACAUUAUCAGGAAGUUAUCAAAAAUUUAGUCAAGAGAUAUGUGGCUGCAAUGACAAGAAACUCCAAAACAAAUGAGGGAUUAACAGAAGAAAACUUUAAGGAAUUAAAACAGGACAUCUCAAGCUUUCGAUAUGAAGUACUUGACCUCUUGGGAAACAGAAAACAACAAAGAAGAAGCUUUUCCACUAGCAGUGCUGAAUUCUCUCAAAGGGAUGAUACCAAUGAUGGCAGUGGUGGGGCACGGGCCAAAUCUAAGAGCGUCUCUUUCAAUUUAGGCUGCAAGAGAAAGGCCUGCCAUGAGGCACCUCUCAUCAGAACCAUGCCAAGAGCCAGUGGUACUCACGAGAAGUCAAAAGCAGAGUCGUCAAGCAAACGGUCCUUCAUGGGCCCCUCUUUCAAGAAACUGGGUCUCCUAUUUUCCAAGUUUAAUGGUCAGAGCUCUGAACCUACUACGUCAGAGCCAAUAUACACCAUCUCCGAUGCCAUUGCCCAGCAGCAUUAUAUGUGGGAGGACAUCAGAUAUUCUCAGAUGGAGAAAGGGAAGGCAGAGGCCUGUUCUAAAAGCGAUUUGAACCUCAGUGAGGUAGAGUUAGGUGAAAUCCGGGGUGCUGCUCGGAGCAGUGAAUGCCCCCUAGCCUGUUCCAGCUCUUUUCACUGUGUACCCAGCAUCUGCUCCUCAAAUUCUAAACUUUUAGACUCAUCAGAGGAUGUGUUUGAAACUUGGGGAGAGGCUUGUGACUUGAUCAUGCACAAAUGGGGUGAUAAACAGGAAGAACAAGUUACAACUCGGCUCUAAGUCAAGCCCCCCCCCACCAUCAUCUGUUCUGAAAUUCAAGAGAACAUUUGUAAUUCCUCAUUCUCAGAGGUGACCGCAAAUAUGGUUCCCUCGUGGUCCCCCGCCAAGGAGUGGAACUCUUAUUAUUUUCCGUCUUUUAUAGCCACAUUCUUCGUGUUCUGUUUUACUGCUAUUAUAAUUUGCCUUUUUGUAACUAUAAAUACUAGAUCCAUCACAAAACCAACGGAAGCAGAAUUGCCCCAGUCAGCAGAGAUGCAGUUGCGUGCUUAAUCCCUUUGCUUUGCUGUUCUUAUCCUUGUCUUGUUGAAGCUCCUGGUGCCACUUUGCUACAAUAGCUGCCGCACAGAUUCCUGACUUUCCUCGGGAUCUCACACCCAUCUCCCGACAGAGCUGAGGG